UAAUAGUGGGAUUCCUGUGUGGCCAGGUUACAUAUUUAGUUUCAUUAUGGCGGCACUAUUGAAAAUUUUGUAUGUUUAGAAACUUGUAAUAUGACAUUACCUUCCUAUGCUUAAACAAGACAGAAGUAAGACGUCUGCCAAAUAAAACACGACAGACAAGCUAGGGAAAGCAGUUAAAUUAAGGGGGCAUGAAUUCGAGAGGAGAUGGCGAGAGAAAAAGAAUACAAAGCGAAAGGGAGAGGACCGACGCAUUUCAACUCCUUCUAGCAGCCAAAAAAAGAUGUCAACGACAGAAUGAACUUCAGGGGAUCACUCUGCAAAAAAUUCACACCGACACCCUGGAUGUCAUUAGCAGUAACCAAUGCUUUCAGGGAAUUUUGUUAGAGUCUCUAGAGGAUGGCAGUGUUCCAAUGGAUCAGUCAGACCAAGCUUUUGGAAAGUCAUUUUCAGUUUCAGGAUGCAUUGAGAUGCUGCGACAUAAAGCCAAGCCUCCACUCUGUCCAAUUGACAUGCUUGCUGCAGAAGUGAUGUCUGACAAACUCCUCACAACUCUCAGUAGUCUGUACCAAGAGAGGGGUAUAACAAGACAUCUUCUCAACUCCCAGCAAAAGGAAAUUGUAAAGACCACUGUCAAGAUAAUCAGUUCCUUGCUUGCUGAAAGUUCUUUUAAUAGGGUGCACUUUUCAAAGUGCUUAUCUGCUCAUGACAUAAUGGUGCCCCUUGAAGUCCUUUAUUCUUUGCACAUUUCACACACUGUGAGCUUCAACACUUAUUUAGCAUGCUGCACACAAGAUGACAAAGUUUGUCAUAAGAUGUCAUCAGCCCUCCUGGAAAUUGCCCACUGCAUCACAGAGCAGGACCAAUCUGCACAGAUGCAUAUACUGUCAGUUCUUUGUGGAAUUCUCCUGUCUCUGGGAUAUCCUGAGCUUUCAAAACAUGUUGACUGUGCAAAGAAUGUAUUGCAAGAGCUAUCUCAAGCUAUACUGAUAGAAGCAGUGACAAAAUGCAAAUCUGCUUGUAGUGAGAAGAUUACUGAAAAGAGGCUAGACGUUUUGGAGAUUAUUCGCUGCAUUGACAAUGUUCCAAGGUCCAGCCUGAUAAAGUUCUUCUCCUCUGCUCUCUAUCAUCUUCUGUAUGACAUUCCAUCAGUGUUUGAUGUGUGCCAAUGGGUUGGUUCCCUGACCAAGUAUCGAUACGCAACUUUGGAUGAAGUUACUCGCACACAGUUGAGUCAGUUUCUACACGUUUUCGAGCCAUCUGCCAUACUGGAGGUUAUCAAACAAGUGUUUUCUAAGGAAAAGGUUAAUUUUGGGAACUUCUUUUCUCUGAUAUCUGUGUUCAUCGUGAAUUCACCAAACGCGAAGACACUUAUUGAAGGCUGCAUGAACUCGAUGAUAACUGAUGCCUUGGCAUCUAAUGAUGAACACAUGAUCGGUCUGGCAUUCCUGGUGAUAAGGCAGGCAUGUAUGGAAGGGCCCCACGUGUUCAAGCCUUAUUCCAUGUGGUUCAACACCUUGUUCAAUGAUCCAUCCAUGUCUGGUCUCUCCAACAAGAGGGCUGUGCAGUUCUUUUUCAAUUUCCUGACAAAACUUGUACCUUAUGACCCUGUUGAAUACCUCAAGGUCCAUGUGAUCAAAGCCCCUCAUAUUCCUGCUAAUCUACGCUCACACCUCAUGGACUACACCGAUCUUGCCAAAACCAGACUAAUGGACCUCAAGGAACCAAUUGAGCUGUCAGAAACUGAUAGUUCUGCAUCAAGCAACAAAGAUGGCGAAGAAAAGCAACAGGAACAAUCAUACCACGAAGUUGAGCGAGUUAUCGGCCAGUUUAGCAAGACUGGUAAAGUACCAGCUAGUGUGAUGGAGGCCAGUAUCUUCCGCAAACCUUACUUCAUUGGACGCUUCCUUCCAGCACUCCUGCUCCCACGAAAGGUGCCAGAUACUCCUGACAUCCGGGAGAAGCUUAUAAGCACACUCAGCAGAGCUAACAAAAUCCCUAACAGUAUGUUGGCUGCAUAUCACAAGGCCUGCAGAAAGCUCGCUCAGGAACAUGAUAUUCAAGGGAAUGAUUCUGAUGAGGACAGUCAGCUAAGCUGUUUUGACAAACUGUCCAAGAGUCUCUCACGUCUUCCUGGUAUUGUACUACCACAAGGACUAUCCGCAGCGACAGGUAGAGUCUCCUCCCAUCUGUCGCUUGUUGCUGGUUACGUGAUGAAGGUGUUUACCAACAACGAGCCUGUUUCACUCCCGUCCACGACACCAGUGGUCAUAGACCCUUACGCUCCCUGUGUUGACAGCCGAUGCCUCAAAGUAGUGGAUGCCAUGUUGAACGCGUUUUGUAGAACGAUGGCAGCAGUAAGACGCAGUCAACAGAUGGGAACAGACAAGUUCAGCUGGUCGUCUCAGUUUGUCUCCAUGGUAGCUGGAUUCCCUACUCUACACGCUUCACUUUGCUACAGGCUUUGGACUCUGCUAUGCACCCAUGAUGGCUCGUGUCUGAGCGUUCACCACAUUCACGGUCUCGCCGCCUUUCUAUGCCAUAUGAGUACCCAGAGAAACCUGUUCAAACCAGUUAUCGUCAAAUCCAACCAAUCACAUAAAGACACGGCUAAACACGACGUCUGUUUCGUCGCCCGCCUCUUAGACGCAUUGCCUUUCAGUACAAGGAGACACAUGGAUAUCGCCAUUAGAUUCUAUUGCGCCUUCAUCCAGCAUGCAUCCGAGGCUUUUGCUUACGUCACCAUAGACAAAGGUUGCCAAGACAACGAUGGCAGAAGCUGUCAAGUACCUUUAGACCUAGUGAAGAAGCUUUGGUAUUUUCACCACAGACUACUCAAAUGCGCACAAAAGGGUUCUUCUAAAAACCAACACCUUUCAGAAACUACUUUUACAAUCUUACAGAGAACGACUAAUUCGAGCAUAUUCGCCAAACUCCUUGUCUCCACAACUAAGGUAUCCUUUGAUGAGUGGUUGUCGUGGGAGAUGAUGAUACGUGCCAGCGAUGACAUUAUGCCCGGAAUGGAAAGGCGUCUGUACCAUCACAUGACCACCACGUGCCGUUAUCUGGCAGCUAGCGAGACCGAGAAAGGCGUGGAUCCUAAGGUUGCUUGCUCCACGUUACUAAACAAGCUCCUUGGCGCACUUAAUAGGGAUGCGCCUGCUGUUACGAACAACCAGUGCUGUUGUGAGAGUGGUAUGAGCGUUGACACAGACAAGCAGACGAUUGAGGACAUGAUUCACCUCCUUAAGGAGCUUUUACCCUUCUUGUCACGCACGCAUACCAAACCAGGCCCUGGCGCAUCGCAUCACCCAUGGUUGAUCAAGCAGUACCAGGAACGGAUAGACCACGUGACACAUGAGUUGUGUGUAGAUGAGACCUCUAGGGAAGUGUUAGUUGGGGCCGAGACUGUGUCCUUAGUCGAACUAUGGCUGCACCUACCGCCUUAUUUGAUCUUUGUCGAUGACCCGCUUGUAUCCCCGACCCCCGAUUCCAUUACGUGUGUUACUCGGUUUAUCAAUACCGCACUGAGGUCUCACGUGACCGAGAUGUGUUGUCUGCAGCUCAGCGUCACGCUGCACUUAAUGAAGGCUGUGUUCUCUUUUGAUAUGCCACGCAUUACCGAGUCUCCCGUUACCGCGUCACGCAUUCUUCAACAGCUCAUGCAUGAGUGCCCCAUGUUUCUCGUUUCGUUACAGCAUUACUGGCCUCAAGUCAAGGCGACGGUUUCGACUCUCUACGAUCUGUCAAGCAUACAAGCGAUGGCUGAUGAAGUCGAGAACCUGCACGACUUUGUUAUGAGCAUUUGUUACAAACACAAGUCCUUGCUGACAGAAACUCACCAGGGAUCCCCCCAUAUUCUUGGCGCUUCCCUAUACCAGGCCCUUCGAACGCUCGACGUUAAGCCUGAAGCCUUCAUGUCACGGCCAGAGAAGACUCGAGAUUACAAACAGAUCACCGUUUGUGUGUUCGCAUGCGUGGUCGCUGAGCUCUCAGUCUCAGCAAUACAAGGCCGGCAGGACGAAGAAACUAGCACAGCUAUGGAAAUAUCUAAGAAGAUGCUCGAGCUUGUUCCCGAGUGCUUAAUGGUUUUUGAUAAAGAUCAACAUCAAGCCUUUGUGGAGAGUCUGCGAAAAUUAAGGGAAUUCAUAGUAGUCCGCCAUCGUGAUGAGAUCUUACCAGUUAUCUUCUUCAGUAUUGUCACGGGCCUCGCAGAGAAUACCGCUCUAAAGCUGUCCUCAAAUGCUGGCUUUUCUCGGAUUGUAAUACACAUGGAAAAUGCGCUCAGGGAUCUGCGCAAAACGUGUCUAGAUGAGGGCUUGUUGCGCAGCUGUGGGAAGAUAUUUCAGGUGGACUUCACUAUUAAAGUUUCUGCAUUCAUCAAAAAAUACUUGCAUUGUGGCUAUUAAUUACAAGAAGCCGAUUAAGUAAAACAGAAAACCGUGACCAGCGGUAUCCCACGAUAAUACGCCAAGCCGUAACCAGCGGUAUCCCACGAUAAUACGCCAAGCCGUGACCAGCGGUAUCUGACGAUAAUACGCCAAGCCGUGACCAGCUGUAUCAGUUAACAAUACAUCCGCAUUUUAUUAGAUAAAAUUAAAGGGAUCUGUAAUAUUACACGAGGACAAAUGCGCCGUGACCAGCAGUAUUUACAGGACGCGCGCUGUGACCAACGGUUAAUGAUGGCAAAGUGUGCGCCUUGGCCAUUUUCACCCAGCCGAAGCUCAAUGUAGAUAUAACAUUUAUGGUCAAAGCGACUCCUUCAAACGAAAAAUCACUAAAAAUCUCCUUCGUAAAUAUAUCAUAAAUUUAAAUUUUAAUUUUACAGUUUUCAAGUUUUCAACUACCUCUUUCUUUCAGCCUUUGUUGAACAAUAAACAAUAAACUUUGUUGAACAAUAAACAAUAUUUUUAGC
Nematostella vectensis (starlet sea anemone) is the source of this 4912-nucleotide messenger RNA. RefSeq names its product Fanconi anemia group A protein. The transcript has 48 exons. Gene Ontology annotation, biological process: interstrand cross-link repair. The coding region runs from base 189 to 4406 and encodes 1405 amino acids. Lineage: Eukaryota; Metazoa; Cnidaria; Anthozoa; Actiniaria; Edwardsiidae. Gene Ontology annotation, cellular component: Fanconi anaemia nuclear complex. The record is from RefSeq and is a predicted model, not a curated record.